UGUGACUUUCUCUUCCUUUCAUCUCUCUCUCUUCUGUGACUUUCUCUUCCUUUCAUCUCUCUCUCUCUUAGAGCUUCUCUUCUACAUCUGAUUCGACGGGAGCUAUUAGAGAUUUUGAUUAGUGUUGCCAAGCGACGAUGAAGAGGAUUCCGUCGACAUCAGCUAAGAUUCUGGUCAAGGAUGACUGGGUGGUGACGGCUAUGACUGACGACGAGAUGGUUGUUGAGCUUCUUUUACGGCUCAAGCAUGCUGGUACUGCAGUGGCGGAUAAUCCGGCCGCCACGAAUCUUCCUCCGUUACGAUGGGGAAUCCGUCAGCGACGUUCUCGGUCCUCAAGAUUCGCUGGCGGCGGCGUCGGCGUUAUCGUUUCAAUGAAGAAGGAUGUCGAUUCCGUUAGAGCUAGUCCGAAGACUCCUCUCUCCUGGAGCGGCGGAUCUGGAAACCGUAGCGGAUCUGGUAGCCGUGGCGGAUCUGGAAGCCGUGGCGGCUCUGCAUCUCCUUCAGCUGAUGGGUUCGAGGAUACUAGUCGUCAAGCUAGCUGCUCUACGUCUACAGGAUCUGGAUCUAAGGUCUUUCCCACUAACGAAAUCACUAGUUCCUUCUCUAAGAGAUUGAGGAAAAAGAAGUCAUCUUCUGAGCUUAAAAACGAAGAGAACUUGAAGCUGAAAGAAAGACUAGACCUUGAAAAGGAGAUUGCAAGUCUCCGAGCAACGUUUGACGAACAAAACGUCAGGAAUCAGAGAUUGAAGAGAAUUAAGCUUGACUUGAACUCAGGCCGUGUAAAGAAGGAGACACGGGUUGAUCUCAGCCAUAAACAACAAGCGGUAUCAAAAUCGUGCAGAGUAGAUGGAAGAAAUGGUGAAUCAGAAAACAAAGGGAGUGUGUUCUUCAGCUUUGAUCUCAACAUGGUACCAUCAGAGGAGGAGAUGAUAUUGUAAGGAACUAGCUAGAAGAAAGGUGUUGCGAUAUGAUUUUACACAAGUCAAAAGAAGGAGGGAGCUGGAGGUUUUAACAAAGAAAGUGAAUUGUAAUACUUCAAAAAAAAAAAAGAGAGAGAGAGAGGGUAAACAUCUCCCGAGUUCACAAUUCUUGUUUUCUCAGUUUCCUUCUAUGUUUGGGGGGUAAAACGCUCAAUUACUUAACUCUCUUCUUGAUUAUUAUUAUUUUUUCUAGAAGAAAGGUGGGAAAUUAGCUUCUUUCUCAUUUGUACCGAUUCGUUGUAGUUAAAAAGCUUUUUCUUUUAUUGGAAA
Messenger RNA from Capsella rubella, 1250 nucleotides. RefSeq lists its product as uncharacterized. Bases 138 to 938 code for a protein of 266 amino acids. Lineage: Eukaryota; Viridiplantae; Streptophyta; Magnoliopsida; Brassicales; Brassicaceae. The record is from RefSeq and is a predicted model, not a curated record. The transcript has 5 exons.